AUGGUUUCCCUUGCCGUCACCUUCAGCGAGAAACUGAAGAUAGCGGGAGCUAAAACCGGUGGAGGGGACCAAAAGGUGGAACUCACUGUGGCCAUCAUCAAGGCCACCACCAGCCAGUUCCAUGUGAUGCCCAAGGAGAAGCACGUGCGGACACUGAAGCUGGCAGUGCACUCUGGCCAGCCUCGGCGCAAUGUGCUACACAUCAUCACCGAGCUUCAUCGCCGCCUGCAGGAUGCCAGCGACUGGCUGACUGCUCUUAAGACGCUCAUCACGUUGCACCGCUUAAUGCGGGAGACAGAGCCGUCAUUCAUGGAGGAGCUGGUGCGGUACAGUGAGGGUCUGUCACAAACCAGCCAUGGGGGUGUAGGUGGCGUGGCCGCUGCUCCUACCCGCCUUUUUUCCACCGACAACUUUGUGGACAGGACCAAGGGAGAGGGGCGGUUCGAUUUUUCGGAGUGGGUGCGGGCCUAUGGAAAGUACCUGGACGAGCAGCUCAGUGUCUAUGCCACGCUGCGGUGGUACGUGGAGCAGGAAGCCUCGGGAGCAGAGUCGCGUAUGCGCAGCUUGCCCCCUCGUGACCUGCUGUUCCAGCUGCCCAACCUGCAGCGCCUGCAGCGCCGCCUGCUGGACUGCAUGCCACGCGGUGCUGCCACGCACGACCCCGUCGUGCUGCUCUCGCUGUCUCUGAUAGUGAAGGAGAGCUUCAAGCUGUACAAGGCAGUGAGCGAGGGCAUCAUCAGCCUGGCAGAUGCCUUCUUUGAGAUGGAGCUGCAUGAUGCCACCCGCGGCCUCGAGUACUACAAGGAGGGCAUGGCAGCCAGCGACGCCCUCUCCGGCUACUACGCCACCAUCGAGCAGCUGGAGGAGAUCAAGCGCUUAAUGCAGCUGCCCAAGUUGUCCACACCACCCUCUGAUUUCUUGCGCUCCAUGGAGGCCUACCUGGCAGACGCGCCACGCCCACUGCCCGCAGAUGGCGAUGUGCCACUGCCUACCAAGCUCGCCCCUCGCACCAGGCUCCCGCAGGGGGGCUUCCAAGCUUUGCGGCGGCGGCGGCUGGCCUGCCAGUGCACGGCCGCCCCCGUGCGAGAGGUGCUAGAGGAGGGAAGCGCGGCCUUCAAGGGCGAGGUGCAGCCAGGCCUUAACAAGUACAGCAGCCACAUCACCCAGCCCAAGAGCCAGGGGGCCAGCCAGGCCAUGCUGUAUGCCACCGGGUUGCGGGAAGAGGACAUGAGCAAACCGCAGGUCAAGGCGGGGGUUGAGGAGGCAGGGCUGGUGGGCCUGCGAUUCAACACCAUCGGUGUCAGCGACGGCAUCUCCAUGGGCACCGACGGCAUGAGCUACUCCCUGCAGUCGCGUGACAUCAUUGCGGAUUCUAUUGAGACUGUGAUGAGCGCGCAGUGGUAUGACGCCAACAUCUCUCUCCCGGGAUGCGACAAAAACAUGCCGGGCACCAUUAUGGCCAUGGCCCGUGUCAACCGCCCCUCGCUCAUGAUCUAUGGAGGUACCAUCAAGCCUGGGUACAGUAAGCUAGGCGAUGGCGCCACACUGGAUGUUGUAUCUGCCUUCCAAUCGUUUGGUGGCUAUGCAGCGGGGCUGAUCACGGAGGACCAGCGCUGCGACAUCGUGCGCAAUUCUUGCCCCGGACCUGGUGCAUGCGGCGGCAUGUACACCGCCAACACCAUGGCUAGUGCCAUUGAGGCGCUGGGCAUGGCGCUACCCUACAGCAGCAGCACCCCCGCAGAAGACCCGCUGAAGCGGGUCGAGUGCCGGCUGGCAGGCAGGUAUGUGUUGGAGCUGCUACGCCGUGAUGUCAAGCCCCGUGACAUCAUGACUCUGGCUGCCUUUGAGAAUGCAAUGGUGCUGGUCAUGGCAACGGGUGGCUCCACUAAUGCAGUGCUGCACCUGAUCGCCAUGGCACGUGCCUGCGAGCUGGAUCUCACGCUUGACGACUUCCAGCGAGUGUCAGAUCGCGUGCCUUUCAUCGCUGACCUGAAGCCAAGUGGAAAAUACGUGAUGGAGGAUGUACAUAAGGUGGGUGGCACCCCCGCCAUCCUCAAGUACCUGCACCAGCACAACCUGGUGGACGGCACCUGCCUCACCGUGACUGGCAAGACCCUGGCUGAGAACCUGGCUACCUGCCCGGGACUGAGGGAAGGGCAGGAUGUAAUCCUGCCACUGGAUGCGCCCAUCAAGUCCUCCGGCCACCUGCAGAUCCUCUAUGGCAACCUGUCGCCAGAAGGCUCUGUUGGCAAGAUCACUGGAAAGGAGGGACUUGUAUUUGAGGGACGGGCGCUCUGUUUUGACUGCGAGGAGGACAUGCUGGCAGCACUUGAGCAGGACCAAGAGCAGUUCAAGGGCUCUGUGGUUGUGAUUCGAUACGAGGGCCCCAAGGGCGGGCCGGGCAUGCCUGAGAUGCUGACUCCCACCAGCGCAAUCAUGGGCGCCGGUCUGGGUAAUGAUUGCGCGCUCAUCACCGACGGACGGUUCAGCGGCGGCUCCCACGGUUUUGUGAUUGGCCAUGUGUGCCCAGAGGCACAAGAGGGUGGGCCCAUUGCCCUUGUCAAGAACGGAGACACAAUCCGCAUAGAUGCGGAGACGCGGGCAAUGGACAUCCUACAUGUUGACGAUGCCGAGCUGGCACGCAGGCGGACCGAGUGGACAGCGCCACCGCUGAAGGCUCGGCAGGGCACUCUGUAUAAGUACAUCAAAAGCCGGCUGACCGUGCGGCGCAUCAGCCUGGCGGUGCGUGCGGCUCAGGUAUCAUCCAACGACUUUAAGAAUGGGAUGACCAUUGAAAUGGAUGGCGCGCCGUACAAGGUCGUGGAAUUCCUGCAUGUCAAGCCGGGCAAGGGUGCAGCGUUUGUGCGCAGCAAGCUGAAGAAUUUCAUCACCAACAACACGGUAGAGAAGACGUGGCGGGCGGGGGAGACUGUGGAGCUGGCAGCGGUGGAAAAGAAGGAGACGCAAUUCACUUACGCGGAGGGCGACGAGUAUGUGUUCAUGGACAUGUCGACAUAUGAGGAGACACGCAUCCCUAGGGAUGAGGACUGGGCCAAGUACCUGAAGGAGGGCAUGGACGUGGGGGUGCUGCUGUGGAAUGGAAAGGUCAUUAGCGUUGAGCUCCCCAACACCGUGGAGCUGGAGGUGGUGGAGACAGACCCGGGACUGCGCGGCAACACGGCGGCCGGCGGCAGCAAACCCGCCAAGCUGGAGACGGGCGCGGUGAUCCAGGUGCCGCUGUUCAUCAACCUGGGCGACCGGUUAAAGGUGGAUACUCGUUCAGACACCUACCUGUCGCGCGCUAACUGAGGCGAACACCAGUUGUCGUUUUCACCCAGAUGCUGUUAAAAAGCAGAACCGCAGGCCUGGAAGGGCGUUUUUUUACGGUGACAGGGUCACCGUCACUGUAAGAACAAAAACGAGAAACUCGCACAGGAAAAAAGUGCCGAAUGCAAUGCAAUGCUCUUGUAAUGUCGCUGUUGCUGUUGUUGCCGUUCACAACUGUGUGUCCAUUGGGUAGCUUCCCAACACACGGAGGAAUGGAGCAAUCUCCUGCAGAUGUCGCAGCGCAUUCUGUGCCUGCGGCUCUGCCAAGGAGCCCACGAAGUCGAUGUAGAAGAGGUAAUUGAAGGAUCUCUGCGCCCCUGAUCCACUGGAUGCAUCUGACAGGAUGAGUGGAUUUGCCCGCAUUGGCCUUGACUCUAUUUUUGUCAUAUCUAUGUCGCGAAGCGCAAACACGCUCAGUGCCUUGAACAGCAUGCCGGGGCCCUCCCGCAGGCUGAACACAAUGGAUGUCUUGUAUGGCACAGAAGAGGUGAGGGCAUCGGUGGCCACCAGUGGGUCGCGUGAUAGCACAACAAAGCGAGUCACAUUGUCCUUCAUGUCCUGAAUGUCUUCAUCCAGCACGUCCAGCCCAUAGAGUUCACCCGCCCGCCGUGAUGCCACUGCCGCCGCAUCCCGCC
Molecule: messenger RNA, 3962 nt
Organism: Chlorella variabilis
Lineage: Eukaryota; Viridiplantae; Chlorophyta; Trebouxiophyceae; Chlorellales; Chlorellaceae
Exons: 32
Coding region: 1-3309 (1102 amino acids)
Biological process (GO): translational elongation; peptide biosynthetic process; branched-chain amino acid biosynthetic process
Cellular component (GO): cytoplasm; chloroplast stroma; clathrin-coated vesicle
Molecular function (GO): clathrin binding; dihydroxy-acid dehydratase activity; 1-phosphatidylinositol binding
Source: RefSeq, a predicted model, not a curated record